CCAAUAAGCGCUCGUUUGCUGGCACAGUGAACAUUCCUCGACCAUCGGUGCCAGCAACCAAGCGAUGAUUGGCUAGUGUCCAACCGCCAGAUAUUUAUGGACCACCGCGCCGUCAACUCGAGUUCAAAGCAAGAUCCGCGGGCACGACUAUUUCUAGAAAAACCCCCAACGCUUCUCGCACAAUUGCAAAGGUACAGCUUUUGUAAUUGUAAGCUUGGGAAGGCAGAAAGUAGAUAACCCCAUGUAUAAUCUGUGGCGCUGUGGCGGUGCCUCGUGUCGUUGCUGAGGAGACAGUGCCCGACGCUCGGACCAAGUUCGAACACGUCGCGGCGUCAUUUGAGAAUGGUCGUUUCCUCCCCCCACAUCUACAGCUUCUACAAUGACAGCGCCUUCAUCGGAAGCAUAUGUUGAAAAAUGGCUCUCCAGCUUUUCCAGUGAACUUCGAAAACAUCGAUCGACACCUGCGCAACCGCUCACGCCGUCAUCGUUACGCUCGAGUCCUUCGAUUCCCGCCCAAUCAGGCAAGCGGAAACGAAGCAGAAGCAUGCCCGAGCCUCGAUCCCAGAGCCCCCAAAAGCGCCAGAGAAGGUUACGCAGUGACGAGGAUAUAUUCCCAGAUCAGAGUGCUUCGGAUUUAGGGAUCACCGAAUUGUCGGAGAGGACGAGACUGUCUCGACCGUCGCAAUCUGCAGGAUCGAGUCCGAAGCGUACAACAAGCCCUGUUCGGGACCUUUUGAACGACUUACGUGUGUCGAAGCCCUCUAUACUUUGCGAGAUUCCAUCCUCAGUGAUACUCCCUGAAAGUGCUGCAGCCCUGCAGCACAGACUUGUGGACCGCCUAGAAGAAGGGUUGAUUCCAGCAAGCCUAAAGUCUAAUAUCCUCGCCAAAUAUCCAUCUAUAGCAGCAAGCAUCCCAACUGUUGCAUACGAUCUUUCAGAUACACGAUCUGCAAACGAACUCAGUAUAAUAUGGGACAGUGUGGAGGAAAUACUGAGCGAGAGCAGAGACUGUGGGAGAUAUCAGCAAGAUGAGAAUGCUUGGUGCAUGAAAGUGGUUUAUCCUACACUGCGCCUCGCACUUAAGGGCAACCAUUCCUUGAAAGUGGAGAGCGUGCAAACACAAGCAAUCAACCCUGAGGUAUUGCCAGUAACGCCCAAGAACUAUCGCGUUCAGAAGAAAGCAGACUAUGCCUUCUCGUUCCACCGCAAUGCGCCGCACAUCUCCGACCUCUACGACCAACUAUAUCUGGAAGGCUUGGGUGAUAGGAUCAGUCAGACGACGGACGCAAAUACAAAACGGCUGGCCCUGUUUUCUGGGAUCGAGGUAAAGCAAGAGAAUGGCGGAAAGGACGAAGCUCUAGCACAAUUAGCGAUCUGGCUAGCUGCGGGACUGGAGAAUGUCAGAAGACUUGGUGAAGUAGGCCGGAAGCAUCAAGAUCUGCAGGAAGAACUACAUCCAGUGGUUGGAUGGACGGUUAUCGGUCACGACUGGCAUACGUAUAUUGCUUACAGGGUCAACCAAGGCGGGCGAGAUACGUUUAACGUUGUUGGGCCAUGGAGGGUUGCUGCCGCCGAUACCAGAGAUGUGUAUGGGGUAUUCAAACUGUUGCGAUUAGUGAAACGAGCAGCACAAUUUGCUUCCGAUGAAUAUUGGCCGUGGUUGGAGAAGGAAAUACUAAGGCCUUGCCUCAGGACCGAUGACUGA
Periconia digitata is the source of this 1705-nucleotide messenger RNA. Lineage: Eukaryota; Fungi; Ascomycota; Dothideomycetes; Pleosporales; Periconiaceae. The record is from the annotation of a GenBank genome assembly.